AUGUCACGACGGGCUCUCCUUUCCGUCCCACGCGCCAUGCGCACCUCGGUCCAAACCUCCGCUGUCCGACCGAGUCUCGCCUCCCCGUCAUUGCUCAGACCCGCCGCCGCCGUCUCGCAGCAGCGACGAAGCUACCACGAGAAGGUCCUUGACCAUUACUCAAACCCGAGAAAUGUCGGCUCCAUGGACAAAUCUGCAUUGGAUGUUGGAACAGGCCUCGUUGGCGCCCCCGCUUGCGGCGAUGUUAUGAAACUGCAAAUUAAGGUCGAUCCCGACACCCAAACGAUCAGCGAUGUGAAAUUUAAGACCUUUGGGUGCGGCUCCGCAAUUGCCUCCUCAUCGUACCUCACCGAGCUCGUGCGCGGCAUGACAUUAGAACAAGCAGGGAAGAUCCGCAACACGGAGAUUGCAAAGGAACUGUGCCUGCCGCCGGUCAAGUUACACUGCUCUAUGCUCGCUGAGGAUGCUAUCAAGAGCGCCAUCGGCGACUAUUACAAGAAAAAUCCCAAGGCUAGGGCGACAGAUUUGGGUUCCGCAUCGGCAUCGAUGCCCAAGAUUGAAAUUGAAAGGGUCACUGCAACAACCGAUACGGGUGCCAGUGCGACGGCUUGA
Cladophialophora psammophila CBS 110553 is the source of this 612-nucleotide messenger RNA. RefSeq names its product nitrogen fixation protein NifU. The record is from RefSeq and is a predicted model, not a curated record. Gene Ontology annotation, biological process: intracellular iron ion homeostasis; iron-sulfur cluster assembly. Gene Ontology annotation, cellular component: mitochondrial matrix; cytoplasm. The transcript has 3 exons. Bases 1 to 612 code for a protein of 203 amino acids. Gene Ontology annotation, molecular function: 2 iron, 2 sulfur cluster binding; ferrous iron binding. NCBI's taxonomy places the organism in Eukaryota, Fungi, Ascomycota, Eurotiomycetes, Chaetothyriales, Herpotrichiellaceae.